UCAUAUCAUAAAACAUCCCUUAUUUUGUUUCUUUCUUCUCUUUCUUUCUAUUAUUGUGUAUUUAGUUUUUUUUUUCUUUCCAAAAAUGGUGCUCGUUGGUAAACUUAUCACUGAACUUGGGAUUAAAGCACCAGGGGAGAAGUUCUUCAAACUAUUUGCAUCAGAACUCCACGAAGUGCAAAAAGUUUGUGAAAGAAUUCAUCAUGCCAAGCUUCAUGAAGGUGAAGAUUGGCAUCACAAUGAUUCGGUUAAACACUGGACUAUUGUCAUAGAUGGCGAGGUACACACAUGCAAUGAGCAGGUUGAAGAAGUUGAUGAGGAGAACAAAAAAAUCACUUUCAAGCUGUUUGGUGGAGAUAUUGAAAACUAUAAGGUCUUUAACGUUAUCUUAGAAGUGAUUAUCAAGGAUAAUGGAAGUUCUGCUGUUAGAUGGACUAUUGGUUAUGAGAAGAAAAAUGAGGAUAUUGAUACUCCCAAUGGCUGGAUGGACUACCUUAGCAAAUGCACUAGAGAUAUUGAUGGUCAUCUUGUCAAGGGGGAAAAUGUAGCUCUAUAAGCCAUUAUUUAAAUAUGGAGUUAUAGUUCAAUCAAUGGGUUGACUUUUAUGGAUAAAUGUGAGCAUAUAAAUAAUGAAGUGUUCAUCUUUAUAAUAGGCUAGAGUGAGUUUAUAAAUAAAAUAAAAGCUAGUUUGAUGUUUGUAUAAUGGCAUGUAGCAUAAACAUGCAUAUUUGCUUCCCUUGAUCCUUUGUUUGUAUCGAAUAAAUGUGUCGGUGAUGUCUUGAGGAGUGUAUCUUAUAUUAUGUGUGAUGCAAAUAAAUGAAUAUUUGUGUGGUUUGAAGUUAAAA
Messenger RNA from Medicago truncatula (barrel medic), 845 nucleotides. RefSeq names its product MLP-like protein 31. The transcript is spliced from 2 exons. Gene Ontology annotation, biological process: defense response. NCBI's taxonomy places the organism in Eukaryota, Viridiplantae, Streptophyta, Magnoliopsida, Fabales, Fabaceae. Bases 86 to 556 code for a protein of 156 amino acids. The record is from RefSeq and is a predicted model, not a curated record.